AUGGGGUGCACUUCUUCGGUGUACGCAAUAGGGAGAAGGAAGAACAAGCCAAUCAUACCCGAAGUUGUAGUGUUCGUUCCUUCUAUGCGGAUUCCCUCACAUUCUGAUCUUCAAAGGUCGAUUAAAGGACUUGUUCCCUGCGAUCUUGCCUGUAGAUUGGCUUGUCUUCGCAACCACAUUGGUUUGGUGGCAGAUGACACUGGUGGAUCGGCUAUUGCUGAACUGAGACGGGCACUAGAGGAGUACUUGCCACUUCUGAUUGGGCUAACCAGAAAAGAAAAUGGUCUUGAAGACUUGGUGGAAUUCAAGUGGAAAAGUGCACAAGGUGGAAAACAAGACAUCCCUGUGGCAAACUCCUGGUUUGAAUUACUUUCUGUUCUUCACAUGAUGGCAAUGCUGACAUUGACAGAGGCUAACUCCUUGAUGAUCCCAAACGAUUACUCUGGCAAUGGUAUAAGGGUUGUAUCUUCUGAUUGCAAGAGAGAAGCUGUUGAUUUACUGCUUAAAGCAUCAGGUUACUUGGAGUUCUGCUUCAGGGAUGUAUUGCCUCAAAUACCAACGGAUAUUAGGAAAGGAUUGUCAAAAGAUUUGCAAGGUGGCAUAUUGGAGGCCAUCUCUAUUCAAGUAUUAGGCCAGGGAACUGAAAUUCAGCUUGGGUUAGCAGUUGAAAGCCAAAAGGCUAGUUUAUCAGUGAAGAGGAGAUUGGCGUGUGAACAAUUGAUCUAUUUUAGUCAGGCUUAUCACUGCCUGUCUGGAUGUGACACCAGUCAUGGCUAUGGAAAGAAGCUUCUCUGCUUCAUCAAAUGGAAAUUCCUUGAAGCAAAGGCAGCAGCUUACUACUACCACGGUUUGAUUCUAGACAAAGGCAAUGAACCUGUAGGUCAUGUUAGCGCCAUGUGUUGUUUUCUUGCCGCAGAAGAACUGUUGACAGAGAGCAAGAGAGCCUGCUUAAGCUUUUGCCUUGCAACUCCUGUGACCAGGGCACCUGCACCUUGGGGAUCUAUGAAGCAUUUAAAUAAAAAAAUUCCAGAAGUUGCAUCAAGGAAAUCUCAGAUGUAUGGCUACCUCCUCGAAGAAGACAAGGGACUCCAAGCAUUGCCGGACCUGCCGGAUUUCCAACUAUCUCUGAGUCCCGAUGAUUAUGAAUUGCCUGAAAUUGAUCCUGCAUGGGAUACUGAAAAGUGGGAACUACCAAGCCAUGCCCUAAAACAGCACCUCAAAGAUGGUGAAGACGAGAUCGCAACAGAAUGACAUAUAUAUUGUUUGAAGCGUCCAAAAACCACAGAGGACACAAGGUCUACAUUUGAAUGCCUUUCAUCAUUAUGAAUUUCUGAUAUUAUGCAGUACUCGUGAGAUUCUUAAUUAUGCAGUACGUGCAUUCAAACUCUUGAUGCAUAAAUUAUGCAAUGAUUAGAUAUAUUAAACAGAAGAGGCUGUCUGUUUUUACAGUAAAUCACUCGGAAAGUGUUUUUACAUGUUGA
Messenger RNA from Tripterygium wilfordii, 1481 nucleotides. RefSeq lists its product as uncharacterized. Bases 1 to 1251 code for a protein of 416 amino acids. NCBI's taxonomy places the organism in Eukaryota, Viridiplantae, Streptophyta, Magnoliopsida, Celastrales, Celastraceae. The record is from RefSeq and is a predicted model, not a curated record. The transcript has 11 exons.